GAGCAGGCAGCUGAGCGUGAAGAGAAUGAAGCCAAUGAGACCAUUGGCAGGGUGGAUGAGGGAGUAGAGGAGUUCUUCACUAAGAAGAUCAUCCCUGAUGACCCGCUAAAAGCGCAGAGGGAGGAGAUCCCUGACAAAGCACAACCCACAGAGUCAACUUCCCCUGCCCCUCCCAGCACGUCUGCCCCGGCCCCGCCCUCCUCCACCACCACCUCCUCUAGCACGUCUUCCUCCUCCGCGACUGAAACAACCACCCUUUCCUCCGCCCCCUCCAAAAACAUCAAGAAGAAGUUUGGGGACUUCUUUGCCUUCAAGAAAGGCCGUACCGUCCGGGGGGCGAAGGGCGAGGUUUGCCCAGAGGGCAAGGUCAAAAAGACCUCUAUUGCAGAUCUAAUCAGACCACUUAGGGAGGCAAAAGAGAAGGAAAAAGAGAGGGAGCGAGACAAAAAGGGGAAAUUUGAAGAGGAGAGGGGUGCUAAGGCCACCAGUGUUAAUGAUUCUGAUGCCACCACAACAGUAAGAGCAGCAGAGGACAACACCAUGGCCCCCGCCACUCCCUCUGAUGUCGCCACCACCUCCGCCUCCCUGCCCACCAGUGCCCGUGCCCAGGAGAAGGUGACCCCCAUGUCCCCCAGCGCUCUGACCCCCAGCCCCGUCAUCAGCCCUAUUGGGGGGUUCUUGGUGGAGAGGGAGAAGAGCCGGACUCUGGAGAAGAGCAGAACCCCAGAUGGAGAGAGGAGGUUGAAGGCCACACGGCGCUCCCUCAGGGAUGGCAAGUCCCAGUCCCUCAUCCUGCUGACAGGCCUGGAGGAUGGCACUGCCACACAUGGAAAG
Molecule: messenger RNA, 834 nt
Organism: Salvelinus sp. IW2-2015
Lineage: Eukaryota; Metazoa; Chordata; Actinopteri; Salmoniformes; Salmonidae
Product: neurofilament heavy polypeptide
Source: RefSeq, a predicted model, not a curated record